CUAAAGUCCACAGCAGUAGGAACGACUAACGAGCGCUCCCAAUUUACUCUCGAGUAGAGCACAAUUGAGCAGAGAAAGAGUAUGGAUUUAUUCAGGAAGGCACUUUUGCAAGCGGGGCCGCCUCAAGAUUUUGCUCUUCAGACUGUGCAACAAGCUAUAAAACCUCAGGUUCGGAUCAGCCCUACGAAGGAGAAAGCGUUGAAGCUAGUGAAACUUGUUCAAGAUGAAAAUCAGUUGUUGGAAAAUAUUCUGCGGGCCUUGUUACAGGAGCUGGUGUCAGCUGCUGUGCAGUCAGGUGAGGGAAUCAUGCAAUACGGUCAAUCAAUUGCUGAUAAGGAAACUCUUCCUGGACAAAUUCCUCGUCUUCUUGAGAUUGUUUUGUACCUAUGUGAGAGAGAGCAUAUUGAAGGCGGCAUGAUUUUUCAGCUUUUGGAAGAUUUGACAGAAAUGUCUACAAUGAGAAAUUGUAAAGAUAUUUUCGGCUACAUAGAGAGCAAGCAAGAUAUUCUUGGCAAGCCAGAGCUUUUCGCGAGAGGAAAACUUGUGAUGUUGAGGACAUGCAAUCAACUUCUUCGUCGUUUAUCAAAGGCCAACGAUGUCGUGUUCUGCGGACGAGUUAUAAUGUUCCUUGCUCACUUUUUUCCACUAUCAGAACGUUCUGCUGUCAAUAUCAAAGGAGUUUUCAAUACAUCAAAUCAGACAAAAUAUGAGAAAGACACCCCAGAAUGUAGUACUAUUGAUUUCAACUUUUACAAAACCUUUUGGAGUUUACAGGAAUUCUUUUCUAAUCCUGCCUUGCUUGCUCCUGCUCCUGCACCUGCUCCUGCGAAGUGGACUAAAUUUACUUCCAGUUUAGCGGUUGUGUUGAAUACGUUUGAGGCUCAGCCUUUGAGUGAUGAAGAGGGCAGUGCUAUUAACCUUGAGGAUGAAGGGUCAAACUUUAGUAUAAAGUAUCUCACAAGCAGUAAUCUAAUGGGUCUGGAGUUGAAGGACCCUAGUUUUCGUCGACAUGUUCUGGUUCAAUGCCUUAUUUUGUUCAAUUAUUUGAAGGAUGAAAUAAUAUCAUAUGAAGAACGAGUCAAGAAUAUUCUAGAAACGACACCUCCUGAAGGGAAAGAAUUUCUUCACAGCAUUGAGCAUAUUUUGGAGCGUGAAAAGAACUGGGUUUGGUGGAAGCGCGAUGGUUGCCCUCCAUUUGAGAAACAACCAAUAGAAAAAAAGCUUGCUCAAGAAGGUGGCAGAAAGCGGAGGCUAAAAAGUGAGUUAUUUAAAGGUGGUUACCAUGUGUUGAAGAUGAUGAGUGCUGAUAUUGUUGACUAUUGCUGUGCUGUAAGUUAUCUGAUUGGAGAAGUAGUCGACCUAGGUGGAGAUUGGGAAGUAAGGAACUAUCUCAGCUGUGGAAAUGGGCAGACCAGAACCCAGUGCAAUGCGUUAACAGAUCCUCAACGUGUUCGUAUUCCUGCCAUCAUGGAUUACUGGAAACCAUUGGCUGAAGACAUGGAUGAAUCUGCUGGAAUAGAGGAGGAAUAUCAUCACAAAAAUAAUCGAGUGUACUGCUGGAAAGGUUUGAGAUUUUCAGCUCGACAAGAUUUGGAGGGAUUUUCUAGAUUCACUGAACAUGGGAUUGAAGGAGUGGUUCCGUUGGAACUUUUGCCAUCGGACCUGCGGUCCAAAUAUCAAUCCAAGCUGGCUGAUCGGUCCAAACGUGCCAAGAAGGAUGAGGCAAAAGGUUCCAUGCAGCAACAUGAAGAAUCGCAGAUUGCAAUGGGUGGGAGCGAGACAGACGUGGAUGGGAGCAGAAGAGAGGGUCCAAAUCCAAUUGAAGGCAAUGCUGAUGCGAUGAUUGCAUCAUCAUCAUCGCCGUCUGGCAACACAUCUCAGCGGGAUGGGGACCAAAAGCACAGCUCAGAUGAUGUCGGUCUGGAGAUGGGCCAAAUUGAAGGCGAUGAGCAGGGAAUAAUUGAUGGAGAAACAGACGAUUUAGAUGCCGUAGCCUGAGAUACCACCAAUCUAUGCCUUUUCAUCCUGUAUUGGAGUUUUUAUGUAAUAUUUGUGGGUUAAUGAUUGGAUUCAGUUGUCUGGUGAUGUAGCAAUGACAUCAUUGGAUAAGAUUGAGUUUGUAAAAUAUUUUAAAAUUUUUUGGAUGUGUACUCGUAACCAAGAAUUUUAUGAAAAACAUAAAAUUUGCGUACAAUUUGAUUUUAGUUAUAGCAAAUUAUUUUGUGG
Molecule: messenger RNA, 2226 nt
Organism: Striga asiatica
Lineage: Eukaryota; Viridiplantae; Streptophyta; Magnoliopsida; Lamiales; Orobanchaceae
Source: the annotation of a GenBank genome assembly